CACCACCGAAGCCACCGAAUCCCACUGAGUGCCCGGCUCUCCGGAUCUCUGGACUACGUUACGACCCAUGGGCACUGCACGGCAAUAGGGUUCACGGCUCCCUGUACUCAUAGCAGCACCCAUUCCUGUGCAGCUCCCAGCUCCCAUUUCUGUUCAGCUCCCGACCUGGAUGGACCUCCAUGAGGACCCCUGGCCUGAUGUCAAGAGGCUGAAUCCAGGAAGCUCCUUCUUCCCUUCCAAAAUCAAAGGGACUGACAGUUCUUCCUCAUCCCCCUCUUCCUGUUCCCAAGGAGAUCCGAGCUGCCCCAAGACACAGCAACUCGAUACAGAGAGGACCCACCCUGUGCCAGAGGGUAGGUCCCCAAACUCCUACCACCACUUUGGCUUUUCUCAUCUCUCUACCCUGCCAAGCCCGGAAGAUCUCAUACUCUUUAGGGAUUUAGAUCACAUCAACAAACUCAUUUUACCCAAUAGAGACUCACGCUUUGGAGCUUUACCAGAGCCUUCAGGGGAUAUGUAUCAAACACUGACUAUCACUGCAGCCCAAGGGCCAGUUGGAUAUGAUGGGUCUCCAGGCAGCUUUAUGCACUCCGCUGCCAGCUCUCCGGUAUAUGUACCCACGACUAGAGUUGGCUCCAUGCUCACAAGCAUCUCCUACCUGCAGGGCACAGGGGCUUCUCAGGCUACCCACCCUGUAAACAACCACUCGGUUUGGUCUCAACCCACAUCUGAGAACUCUUCUUAUAACAGUGGAAGUCCUCAUGCUUCUAGCAGGUACCAUUAUUCUCCAAGUCCACCUAUGGCAAAUGGAGCCAAUAGGGAUGGUGGAUACAGUAACGGCAUCAAUGUGAAUGGCAGAGACCAGUAUACUCCCUUGGCCAGGUCCCUAAAUGGAUCCUACCCCAGUCCUUACGCAUCUUACAUGACCCCACCGCUGACUUCUGCGUGGCCCACGGGGCACUUUGACAACUCCAUGCUCCACAGUCUCCAAGGCAGACCAUCGCCCAUGCAAAUGAGAGGUGCUUCUGGAGAUGUGCUGGAUGAGCUGCCAGAGAGCAGAGAGUGUGUGAAUUGUGGGUCUGUGCAGACUCCUCUGUGGAGAAGAGAUGGCACCGGUCACUAUCUGUGCAAUGCAUGUGGCCUGUACAGCAAGAUGAAUGGGCUGAGUCGACCACUUAUCAAGCCACAGAAAAGAGUGCCGUCUUCACGAAGGAUCGGAUUGGCCUGCGCUAAUUGUCACACCACAACAACUACACUAUGGCGCAGAAACACAGAAGGAGAACCAGUGUGCAAUGCCUGUGGACUGUACAUGAAACUGCAUGGGGUCCCUCGGCCACUGGCUAUGAAGAAGGAAGGCAUUCAGACAAGAAAGAGAAAGCCAAAGAACCUUAACAAAUCCAAGUCAUCUUCUAGUAAUGGUACCAACAACCACCAAGUUCCCAUGACUCCAACUUCUACGACGUCGUCCACAAACUCUGAUGACUGUGUAAAGAACGGAUCUCCAAAUCACAAUCAAAGCACGGCUUCUAUGGUGGGUUCAUCGCUGAUGUCUUCUCAGCAAAGUGGGAGCACUAGUCCAGAGAACAAUGCACUAAAAUACACAGGUCAAGAAGGAAUGUUCUCGACGGUCAGCCUGAGCUCGAAUUCUGAUGUUGCAUCCUCUGUUAGACAAGAUUCCUGGUGUGCUUUGGCAUUGGCUUGACAAUCCUCAGAUUGAAAUGGCCCUGGCACCAGGCCAUAGUUCUCUGAUUCUCACACGUCCUUGUUUGUCUUUUGCUUCUCCAAAAGAAAUGCUUGCUGGACAUUUUCUGGACUUUUUGAAAUUUCAGUGCCUUGAUUUCAGAAGAGUAUUGUGAAUAACAAUAUUAAGCUCUUUAUCUAUGCAAGAGGAAUAAGACCAAGAGAUAGCAAUCUUCCAUAAUGACAUCAUGAAGACAUAAAUUAAAGGACUUCUUCGCUU
Spea bombifrons (plains spadefoot toad) is the source of this 1960-nucleotide messenger RNA. It is a transcript of the gene GATA6, whose product is annotated as GATA binding protein 6. Gene Ontology annotation, biological process: positive regulation of transcription by RNA polymerase II; negative regulation of transcription by RNA polymerase II; cell fate commitment. NCBI's taxonomy places the organism in Eukaryota, Metazoa, Chordata, Amphibia, Anura, Pelobatidae. Gene Ontology annotation, cellular component: nucleus. Bases 170 to 1702 code for a protein of 510 amino acids. Gene Ontology annotation, molecular function: RNA polymerase II cis-regulatory region sequence-specific DNA binding; DNA-binding transcription factor activity, RNA polymerase II-specific; zinc ion binding. The record is from RefSeq and is a predicted model, not a curated record. The transcript is spliced from 7 exons.